Molecule: messenger RNA, 595 nt
Organism: Dendrobium catenatum
Lineage: Eukaryota; Viridiplantae; Streptophyta; Magnoliopsida; Asparagales; Orchidaceae
Product: protein FAM136A
Exons: 3
Coding region: 85-531 (148 amino acids)
Cellular component (GO): cytoplasm
Source: RefSeq, a predicted model, not a curated record
UGGAGGACUUCAAAGGCCCGCCACUCAGCCCUAAACCCUAAUAAGAACUCCCAAAGCCUGAUUCUACUCUUUUUCUGGAGAGAGAUGGAUCACAUAGCGGCAAUGGAAGAGCGAAUGGUGACCGAUAAAAUACGAAGGAAGCUCGAGGAAGUGAACUUAGCAGCCCAGAACCAGCUUCAGCCCAUUCAAGAUCACGUUAAUUUCACUCUUCAGCAAUCAUACUUCAAAUGCGCUUACGAAUGUUUCGACCGGAGGCGGCGCCAGGAGGAAAUAAAUAGCUGUGUUGAGAGUUGCAGUGUGCCUGUUCUUAAGGCUAACAAUCUUGUGGAGACCGAAAUGGCCCAAUUUCAGGAAAGAAUGAACCGAUCUUUGAUGGUUUGUCAAGAUAAGUUUGAGGCAGCAAAGCUUCAGCAGAUGAAGACAGGAGCCAUGGGCGAGUUAGAGGCAUGUGUCAACCAGGCUAUUGAUGACAACAUCAGAGUUCUCCCUCACAUAGUUAAUCGUCUCAAGAACUCCCUUUCUAUGAACUGAGGCAUCAUUUUUCUAAUUUCACAGCACUCAUUUUAAAGCAAAUUCAAUAUGAAAUUCAAUUCAU